This is a messenger RNA of Papaver somniferum (opium poppy), 2124 nucleotides long. Its product is annotated as tubby-like F-box protein 14. Lineage: Eukaryota; Viridiplantae; Streptophyta; Magnoliopsida; Ranunculales; Papaveraceae. Bases 378 to 1658 code for a protein of 426 amino acids. Gene Ontology annotation, molecular function: protein binding. The transcript has 6 exons. The record is from RefSeq and is a predicted model, not a curated record.
UCAAGUGGAUUUGAUAAGUUGAAAUCCGAGUAGAGACAGAAGAACAGGUUUAGAAGAAGAAGAUAGCAGGAGAGGAGGGGGGUAGUUAGUUUUAGAGAGAAAAAAAAAGAAGAAGAAAGAUGGGGUUUCUUCUUCUGUGUUGACCUAAAUUUAUCAAACUCAAACAAGAUUUUUUCAGGUGUUGUUGUUUUUGAGCUCAAUUAUUGUUCUUAGCUGUGAACUGGGUGUUAAUUUAAGUUAGACCAUCAUGAUUCAUGUAUUUAAAGGUGUGUGAUCAAAAUAGUAAAUCUUAGUGGAGGAUUGUUGAUGUGAAAUACCUGAAGGAGAUUUCAUUCUCUUAGUGGAGUUAUCAGGCUGUUAUCAAUUUUCUGGGAUACAUGUCGUUCCGUAGCAUCAUUCGUGAUGUCAGAGAUGGCUUUGGUAGCCUAUCGAGACGAAGCUUUGAUUUGAGACUUCAUACUGGCAAAUCUCAUAGUGCUGUCCACGAGUUACAUGACCAGCCUCCAGUAAUUCAACCUAGUUGUUGGGCUAGCCUUCCUCCAGAGUUGCUUCGUGAUGUUAUAAAAAGGUUGGAGGAGAGCGAAAGUACGUGGCCUUCUCGAAAACACGUCGUUGCUUGUGCUGCAGUUUGCAAGUCCUGGAGAGAGAUGUGCUUAGAAAUUGUCAAGUGUCCAGAGCUAUGUGGAAAACUUACCUUUCCUGUGUCGUUAAAGCAGCCAGGACCUCGUGAAGGGAAUACUACUGUACAGUGCUUCAUCAAGAGGGAUAAAUCUAAUUUAACCUACCACCUAUUCCUGUGCCUUAGCCCUGCUCUGCUUGUCGAAAACGGGAAAUUCCUUCUCUCCGCCAAAAGGACCAGGAGAACUACUUGCACAGAAUAUGUUAUCUCCAUGCAUGCUGAGAACAUAUCGAGAUCAAGCACUAACUAUAUUGGAAAACUGAGGUCUAAUUUCCUCGGUACAAAAUUUGUAAUAUAUGAUACACAACCUCCAUACAGUGGAGCCACGGUUUCUGAACCAGGCAAAACAAGCCGUAGAUUUUACUCCAAGAAAGUCUCUCCAAAGGUCCCUACAGGUAGCUACAGUAUAGCACAGGUGAUGUAUGAGCUGAAUGUUCUAGGCACACGUGGACCACGACGGAUGCAGUGCACAAUGCAUUCCAUCCCUGCAGCUUCCCUAGACAUUGGUGGUACUGUCCCUGGCCAACCUGAGCUCCUGUCCAGGCCCCUUGAGGAUUCAUUUCGGAGCGUCUCCUUCUCAAAAUCCGUUGAUAGCUCAAUAGAGUUUAGCAGUUCUAGAUUUUCAGACAUCAACGGAUCUCGAGGCGAAAUUGAAGAAGGCAAAGAAAGGUCAUUGGUACUAAGGAACAAAUCUCCGAGAUGGCAUGAACAGUUACAAUGCUGGUGCUUGAACUUUCGUGGUCGGGUGACGGUUGCAUCUGUUAAGAACUUCCAGUUAAUUGCUGCUCCAGUGCCGGUUGCUGCAGGCGCACCCACACCAUCUCAACCAGUUCCUCAACCAGAUCACGACAAGGUCAUUUUACAGUUUGGAAAGGUUGGAAAGGACAUGUUCACAAUGGAUUACCGUUACCCCUUGUCAGCAUUUCAAGCUUUUGCGAUAUGUUUGAGUAGCUUCGACACCAAAUUGGCUUGUGAAUAGAAGAAAAGCAUGAAACAAAGAAGUGGUAAACAUUCAGAGAACUUUUUAUUCUUCUGAAUAUACAUAAUGAAUGCCGCUCUAAAAUUAUUUUAGAAACAACAUUAUCCCUGUAUCACUCGGUUUAAACAUAUUUGGAAAUGCUUGUAUGGAGAACAUUUUCAAUUUUUAGGUGUUUAAAAAGGUAACAUAGACAGAAUAUUUCACAAGGAGAGCUUCAUUGCUGCUAGUAAAAAACCAUACCAAGGCUUCGUUUUUGUUAUCUUUUCUUUCUUCUUUGUUGUAAAAUAAAUAAAAGGAAUAUUUGGUUUAGGAUGCUGCUACUUGUUAUGCACACCUUUUUUUUUUUUUUUUUAAAUCUUUAUGUUGUACUAGUUUAUUGGGAAGAAUGGUGUGAAUAACAUAAGUUUCACAACUGAUGUAUCCCGACUUGCAUGUAAUUCUUGCUUUGUUGAUCUGUUUGUUAAAA